AUGCGAUAUCAUUGUCAACGUAAGCGUGUGUUCCGUGCAGUUUUCUCAUCUGACCAGAGCACAAGUCUGGAUCAACAACAUGCUGUAAUCGAGCGAAGUAGCCUGGAUGGGAGUGUAUACAUCCGGGAUCUUUGUACAAAAAAUGGGACAUUUGUAAAUAAUUUGCCAAUUCGCAAUACCACUGUGAAACUGAAAAGUGGUGAUCAGCUACGAUUUGGAUGUGAACCGACCGUCUAUGAAUUCCAACUGACACACGAGAUGGACGGGGUUGCUAUGGGAUGGACACUUGGUCCGUUGCCAGCUAACAUCUUCGUGGCCAAACUGGAAAGGAGCACGCUGAGCCGAACUAUUGAAGGAGUAGCACACUGCGAUCGAUAUAUGGAUGAUGUCUCCUGUAUGACCGAUCGCAAACAUGGCAUCCAACAGAUAUUGACAUUGUUUAGCGAAGCACAUCCAUCACUGGAAUUUACUGUAGAGGCUGCAACGAACAACAUAUUAGCCUUUUUGGAUGUAGCCGUGCCCAGGAAAGAAGAUGGAUCAGAUCAAUUGAUCGAACGACUUCAAGUUGAGAUCGCACGUCUCUCUCCAUUGGCGGCUGUGAAUGCUCAAAAGGAUAUAAUCAUUCAACAUAUGCAACAACAACUGGCCCAACUCAGCGCCCACAAACUGUGUCCGAAUUCGAUCGAACGAAAUUUCGAGAACCAAAAUGCUGGAAUGACAGGUUCAGGACGUUGUAAUGAUGAAUACGAUUUGGGAGAGCCCAUACGGUGCAAUGUGGAUUCUUCCAGUCGUACACGACCUGUAUCGGCCAGUUCAUUGCUUUUUCCAAAGCCAGUAACUGAUGGAUCAGAUGAGGUCAGAAACCGAGUAGAGGACAAGGAUAAAGACGGAAUAGUAAAUGCGGCCCUGUUCGAAAGGAUCCGCAAAGAGCGUCAGAUUCUCAGUGGAUUAGUUACCCAAUUGCAACGAGAUUUGGCGAACAAAGACACCAAUCUGGGUCGCUUAACACAGGAAAUGAACUCCUUGAAAAGACAGUUAAAUGAGAAAGAUAUUGCUUUGAAUGUUUCGCAUAAAAAGCUCCUCAAAGCACAGGAUACCACAGCUUUUCAAAAGGAAAGAGAAGAGUUGGAGAAAGAAAUAGGAACUAUUCGACAGAAGUACAAAACGGCAGAAUUGCGUGCUCAAGGACUCAGAGAAGAGUUGGACAAAUCCGAAAACGAACGUGCUGCCCUGCAGAACGAUCUGAUAGAGAGCAAAGCACAACAACAAUCGAUGGAAAAAAUCCUGAGAGAAACCAAAGCGCAACUGGACGAAUUACAACGAUCCGAAAGAACAGCUCUGUUGGAGAAAAAAGAGGUCACCAGUCAGUAUGAGCGUCUCCGGAACAGAAUAAUGCGAACAGUGUUCUCCGCUUUGGCAAAAAUCGAUAAACUGGAUCACACGGAUGAUCAUCUGGCUGGAACAAAUCGCCCUGUUCCAAACGCGGCAGAUCCGGCAGAUCAGGUAUGUAAAGACAUUGUCAGGGACACAUCGAACAACGCAAUCACUGAAGAGCAGGAUGAUAACAACAUAUUGGACCGGUUAAAUGUUCUCGUGGAAGAAUACUUCAAAUCCCAUCGAAAACUGGUUGCGAUUGCCAAGGCUUCUAAAGAACAAGACCGGCGGGAACAGGGUUUAGCAAUUGAACUGGAUGACUUUUUGGAUCAAUUAAGUGAAAUGCAGGGUAACGCGACCGAAAGUCCUCGAAUCCGAUCUCCGACGCAAGUGCGCAGUCAACUCGAUUUAAUUUGUACCUAUGUGCCCAAGUCCAAACAGCUGAGGCGCUUACAAGAAGCAUUAUCUCAGUGUUGGAAAGAAGAGCUCAGCAAUACACAACGCAUAGCGGAUUGUCUACAAGAAGCCAGUAGUGCGGUGGCUGCUGUCUGCCCGGAUUCAACCAUCUCAUUGACAUCCCAUCCGCACGAUCCAAUCACCGGCAUUCGUAGAUUGGCCGAGUUUGGGAUGGCGAUUCAGGCCAAACGUGAAGCCCUGCAAAAAGAAUUGGAGAAUUGUAAACGAUUUCACCACGAGGAGUUGGAGCGAAUCAAAGACACGCAACGAAAAGAGUUACAACAUCGUGUCGAAGAAGCGUUGGAAGUGAACAAUGAGGAACAUGCGAAUAAACUUCGUCAGACAAUCAAUGAAGUAGUUCGUAUAGAAAAUGAGAGACAAGAACAGUUGAUUGCAGUGAAGCAAGCAAUUAUCGAAGAAUUGGAACUGAAACUUCGGGAAACAAGACAGAUGUUAGCCGAACGGCAAACUACUCAUGAAGGAGAAUUACAGCUGCUACGGGAUGAGGCCAAAAAUACCGAUCAGUUGGAAAGUGAUCUGGGCACCCAAAAGACACUGUGCAUAGAACUCAGAGAACAACUGGAAGCGGCGAACAAAACAGUGGAAAAAAUUCGGGCAGAAACCGAGAAGGAAUGUGAAGAAAAGUGGCGAAAAGAGGUUGAAUCACAUCGGGAACAGGCCAAGCAACAUGCCCGAACCAUUUGUGUUAUGGAGGAACGCUUGGUCAAACUGACCAAACAGAUCAAAGAAUCCAAAGCUGAGGUGACCCGAAUGAAACGUCAACAAACCGAACUGCAAACAGAACACAAACAAUUGCAACUUCGCCUGACAGAAGCACAACAGAAGUUGGUCUCCACCCGACGUACGUCACCUCCCAGUAGUGGAGAUCAGCAUAAAUCAAGCAGUUCGGCUCCCGAUCGAUCUGCGACCGGAAAUCACUCUGACGGAUUGCAAACGGAACUUCUCGGUCUACGGGGAUUGCUAAACGAACGUGACACAACGAUAGCAAUGUUACGCGCCGAUCUGGACGGAGCCAAGGCACAGUUGAGUGACUUACGGGGAGAGCUGAGCGAGGCACAAAAGGAGGAAAUCGAAUGUGCACUAGAUUUCGGCAAGAAGGCUAACGCCGAGUUGUCAAGCACACGCGCUCGCCUCACCCAAGUGAACGACAUGCUAACUGGAUUGCGCCAAAAGCUAAUGGAUAAGGAAACAGAACUAAGGAAUCAAUCGGUUCAACUGGACGAGUUACGCGCCACACUUGAACAGCGUGAGCAAACAUCGAAUCAACUGGCCCGUUUGCUGGACGAGGAGAGGGCGGCACGUGCUCGAGAUGUGGAUAAACUGAACAAUACAUCUAAACUGACAGAGGAAUUGGCCUCGGUUGGUGCCGAGUGUCGCGGUGAACGUCAUUUGGAAAUCAUCGCAAAACAGCGUGAUGCCUUGAGUCAAAUGCGCCAGAGACUACGAGAACAUCCUUCAUUUGGAGAUAUUUCUUCUCCAGAAGAUCAAAAUCGUCAAGUGGCUAAUCUGCGUCGCGAAGUUGCGGAACUUCGUAGCCAAACUCUGCUGUCUGAGGUAUUACCCGCACUCAGAGCUACGAACAGCGGCCGUACACCCGCUCUCGAAGGUGGUUCUAUACCAACAGACACGGACUCCGGGAUGGAGACCUCAUUGAUGGAUCGAAACAGUCUGCGUGGCGCGAUGGAUGCAUUACAUAAUUCUGAGGAAUGCUACCUGAAUCUUUCCCGGUCCAUUGCACGUCAACUCGAUGUGGAUAAUCUGCCGGGUCAACGUUCUCUAAUACACGUGCCCGCGGUCGAACGUCAACUGGUUCAACGUGAACGUGCUCAGGCAUUGGGAAUUUUGUCACAACGCAUUGCCGUGUUACGGGAACAAGUGCAGCGUAAAUCGGACAUGCUUAGCAACUACGAGCACGAUAUGGGCAAGUUGAGACAAGCUGAAGUGUUGGCGGAGGGAAGAAGUGAACAAAUCGGGCGCAUGGUGGCAGAUUUGCGAGCCAAAGAAACUGAAAUUCAACUGUUACGUCAAAGUCUCGAUCGAACGAGGGAAGCUCUGGUGAAUGAACAACGCAUGGUUUCGGCAAUUCGAAAAACUAAGCAUCCCAUACCGGCCCAAUUGGUGGAUUCCAAAGGAACAGUGGAUCGGAAGAAGCAACCACAUUGCCCUCCGAAUGAUUCCCUGGCAAAGGUGAGACAAUUACGGGGCGAGUAUUGA
Echinostoma caproni is the source of this 4065-nucleotide messenger RNA. The record is from the annotation of a GenBank genome assembly. Lineage: Eukaryota; Metazoa; Platyhelminthes; Trematoda; Plagiorchiida; Echinostomatidae.